AUGACAGAAAUCUUCUUCCAAUCCGCCCUCGCGGCUUCCAAAUCUCAAAAGCUCGCCGCCGACGCCGCCAAGAUUAAAUCCUCCUGCCUUGAAUCUCACUCUCACCAACAUCAACACUCAGACACCCCCUCCCUUCUCUCAUGUCCACCCUGUUACGAAUCCCUCCUCGAUGCCCUCCGCGCCCGCUACCUGGGCGCAACCUUCAUCAAAUCAACCACUGAAACUGCCGACCCCUCAACAUCAGCUACAUCUUCCUCACGAGGUGUAGCAGCAACAGAAGAAGGAGAAAAAGAAGAAAAAGAAUGGUUCUCCCCCCGCCGCCCGUUUCUCUCUGACCUCGCCGCGCUCAUCGACUCCGCACGGGAGUACCAGGUCUCGCCGCAGGCGAUAGACGAACGGAUUCGGGCGGAGCGCGCGCGCUGGUAUGCCGAGCGGGUGCGCGGUUCGUUGCUGAGGCUGCUCGUGGAGGAUCCGUCGGGACGUGGUGAGGUGUUUGAGAAGUUGGAAGAUUUAGCCGCGGGGAUGGCGACGGCUGCGGCUGCUCCUUCGGGGCCUGGGGGCAGUGGGCAGGGUGGUGUGGGGGAUCCCAUCCGGUUGGCAGAGGAAAUAGCUGAACGACUGCGGGCUGGUCCGCUGGCGCCAUAUGAAGGCAGCGCGACGGUAGGAGAGAGGUUAGCCUCUGUCACGGACCCGUCCGAACGCGCCGAAGUGUUGAAGCAAGCUUUCUUCGCCAACGAAGACAACAGCACCGUGCCAGCUGACCACCAAAAAUACUUCUCCCUCCUCCUUCACGGCGGCCUCUCCAUGGACAAAGUCGUCGACCGCAUCCUCGAAGACAGACAAGCCGCCGCCGGGGCGCGCGAGCAAACAGACAAGCUAAACCAGCGGCUGGACGAGUUACGUCGUGCGCGGGCCGCGCAUGAGCUGCAAAAGUCACGGAAAGCGCAACGGCGCGAGAGUCUGGCGCAACAGAGAGUGCCGGAGGAGUUGUAUAACUUGCCGGCGUGCGCGGUGUGCGGAGAGUUGCCGGGGACGAGGGAGUUUUUUGUGUGUAGCGUGUGUGUGAUUCUGGCGGAGAAGGGAGUUUUGGAGCGGCCGACGGUGUGGUGCUCGGGGGAGUGUGAGGAGAGGGGUCACGCCUCCCAUACCGAACAAGCCCACCUCUGCGCCUCUGCCUCCCAUUGCCUCCAGCUCCAUCAACAUCCCGACCAACCACACUCCUCUCCUCUAGAUGUACACUUCUGCGCCGAGUGCCUUACCACCCUGAAACAACCCACGCUCUACUGCACCCUCGCCUGCGCAGAUGCCGACUUUCAACACCACCGCGAGGAAGUACACCUGCCCGAGCGGAGGAACCUGGGCUUGCCCAUGGACGAGGACGAGGACCAGCUGGAGUAUCUUGACGACCAUGACCACGACAAUGACACCAACAUGACCGACGGGGAUCACAAUCCAGAGCAGCAGCAGAGAAAGCAGUACCGCGCGAGGGAUAUUACCGCGGUAAUGACUUCACUAGAGGAGGCGGUAAAGGAAUGGGAGGGGAGGAAUAGAGUCCGGAUGCAAUAA
Thermochaetoides thermophila DSM 1495 is the source of this 1566-nucleotide messenger RNA. RefSeq lists its product as uncharacterized. The record is from RefSeq and is a predicted model, not a curated record. NCBI's taxonomy places the organism in Eukaryota, Fungi, Ascomycota, Sordariomycetes, Sordariales, Chaetomiaceae. Bases 1 to 1566 code for a protein of 521 amino acids. The transcript has 2 exons.